GUUGAUUGUUAUUUUUUAUGAUUAUUUACAAACACUAGAUUCCUGAACAUCACAAUGACAAAAUUUUUUGUUAAAUUAGCUGACUAAAAAGGAGAUUUCAUUUAAAUUACGGCCCAUUAAAAAUGGAAAAAGAAAAAAAGACAUCUAAGAAAAUGGGUUCUUUAAUCAAAAUGAAUAGCAAUACCUCCAACUCAAAAGACGGUAAUGCUAAAGAUGUCAACGAAAAAGAUACUGGCGCAAAGAAUGUCAAUGAGAAAAAUGCAAACGCAAAAGACGCUAGCGCAAAAGAUGCCGAUGAGAAAAAGGAAAACGCAAAAGACGCUAGCGCAAAAGAUUCCCAUGAGAAAAAGGCUAACACAAAAGAUCCAGAUGGAAAAAAUAACACAAAAGAUGCCAAUGAGAAAAAGGCUAACACAAAAGAUCCAGAUGGAAAAAAUAACACAAAAGAUGAAAAUGAGAAAAAGUCUAACGCUUCUAUUUUUUUCUCUUUUCAUUCUGACCCAAAAAAUAACACAAAGAGUGCUAACAAAAAAGAUGCCAAUGAGAAAAAGGCUAAAACAAAAGAUCCUAACUCAAAAGACAACGCCAAAAGUGCUAAAGCAAAAGAUGCUAAAUCCAAAGAGAAUAAAAAAAAAAAAAAGACUGAGUCUAAACUAAAAGAUCCUCAAAAAUCAGAGGAUGAAGAAGAAGAAGAUGAGACUGGAGUUACCAGGUUUGGCUGCGAUGAAUUUCCUCCGAACUCUAGCAAAAUCUGUACACCAAACACGCAGCCUGUCAGAAUUAGGCGCGUUUAUUAUCAUGAUGAAAACGAUCUUGCAGAUACUCUUGACGAGACACCGCAUAAAUCCACGGCAGAUGAUUUGUACUCUCCGUGGGAUGAGGCUGUGAGGUCGAUGCGGCACGCUAACGUGAUAUCGGGACUGAGCAUGGCGAUCGCUAUGGUAGCCGACGUGGCGGUGAAUGGGACCGACAAGCUGACGGUGGAGAAGGUCUGGCUUCCAGUUCAGUUCCUAAGGACCGUGAUGAACGACAAAGGGGAGAUUCCACCCAACAUACUCAAUUUUCUAGAGCACAUCGACAUCAAGACCAAGGACUCUGGGAACCCACACUACAAAGAAGUCUAUACCUACAUAUAAUUUAAACCUCAAAUUAAAUACAAGGGAUAUUAAGU
Molecule: messenger RNA, 1171 nt
Organism: Nezara viridula (southern green stink bug)
Lineage: Eukaryota; Metazoa; Arthropoda; Insecta; Hemiptera; Pentatomidae
Source: the annotation of a GenBank genome assembly